Leguminivora glycinivorella is the source of this 3788-nucleotide messenger RNA. RefSeq lists its product as uncharacterized. Gene Ontology annotation, molecular function: nucleic acid binding. The record is from RefSeq and is a predicted model, not a curated record. The transcript is spliced from 2 exons. The coding region runs from base 1094 to 3754 and encodes 886 amino acids. Gene Ontology annotation, biological process: DNA integration. NCBI's taxonomy places the organism in Eukaryota, Metazoa, Arthropoda, Insecta, Lepidoptera, Tortricidae.
AAUAAAUAAUGGCUUGACAAUCAUUGUCUUAUUAUUUUAUAUAAAUAUUCAUAGUGAUUAAACAUGGUGUCAGAAGUAUAAAUACUAUAGAUAGACAUAACAAUGGGUGAGUCGAGCAAAGAUACUAUUAUUCCUACUAUUCCCCAAUCCCCACCCCGUCCACAAUACUCACAGCGGCAUGCCUUCCUCCGACCCCUGGAAUUUACGGAAUCCAUGGAGGAGAAUUGGAAACUAUGGGUCCAAAAAUUUAAAAUAUAUCUUCUUGCCGAGGACCUGGAAACAGUUUCCGACGAUCGUAAGGUCGCAUUAUUACUCCACAACAUGGGUGAUAAAGGAGUAGAGAUAUAUAACUCAUUUAAUUUAGAUACAAAACAAACCUUCGAUGAGGUCCUAAAGAAAUUCAAUUCUUAUUUCAUCCCAAAAGUUAAUAUUACCAUGCAGCGCCACAAAUUCUUCACGAGGGCACAAGGACCUACCGAGUCGUUUGAUGAAUUUCUUACUGACCUUCAAAAUAAAAGCAUGACAUGCAACUUUAGUGAUAAGAGGGAAGAACUCGUGCGGGAUGUCAUAGUAAUAGGAUUAGCCAAUUCCGCUAUGAAGGAGAGGCUACUGCGCACGGAAGAUCUAACCCUCCAAAAGGCAAUCACUAUGUGCAGAGCGGCCGAAUUAUCCCAAAAACAAGUCGCAGAACUAACGAACGAGAUACCUGCAACCUCCGUGCUCAACGUCAGCUCAACGCCGAUUCACGACGUCAAACACGUCAAUCCUGUCAACACGUCAAGAACAAGAAGCAUCAAGAUGAGAAAAUGCUAUCGUUGUGGCAAUAACUGGGAUCGUACUCAUCAAUGCCCAGCCAUGGGUUGCAAAUGCCAGAAGUGUGGCAUCCCUAAUCACUUUGCAAAAGUCUGCAGGAACAGACAAGUUGCAGCGAUAGUGCAACAACCAAGUGAGGACGUCGACAUGGACAGCGAGGAGACUUACUUCGUAGGCUGCAUCAAUAGCGAGUGUGAAUGAAAAUGCAAUUCCCAGAGCCGAUCCACCUCGUCGGGUCCCUAUAGCACUAAGACAAAACCUUAAAGAAGAGUUGGAAAAUAUGGUGAGACAACAAAUAAUUACCAAAAAUGAGGAUCCGAUGGAGUGGGUCAACUCUACUGUUGUAACCAAAAAGAAGAACAAUAAAAUUCGCGUAUGUAUUGAUCCCCGGUAUUUAAAUAAGUUUAUUAUAAGAACGCAUAAACAGUUGCCAACUGUCGAUGACAUACUAGAUAAGUUAUCAGGAUCUAAGUAUUUUUCCAAAUUCGACUGUAGCAGUGGAUUUUGGACCGUACAGCUUGACCCGGAGAGUUCAAAGUUGUGCACGUUUUCUACUCCAUUUGGAAAUUACUCCUAUAAAAGAUUGCCAUUUGGACUUUCCGUGUCAACGGAAGCGUUUCAGGAACGUAUGGAAGAGACGUUCAGUGACAUCGACAAUGUACAAUUUUAUGUGGAUGAUUUAAUUAUUUACGCUAACACCGUGGAAGAACAUAAUAAAGUGUUACUAAAUGUAUUGAAAAGAGCUCAGGAAUGUAAUGUCAAAUUCAACAGGGAGAAAUCUCAAAUUCUGCGUAAAGAAAUUUCAUUUCUAGGUAUGAUUGUAAGUGACCAAGGGGUUAAACCCGACCCAAUGAAAGUAAUGGCUAUCUCUGAACUGAAAUGCAUUCAUGACAAGAAAGAACUUGAAAGAUUUCUAGGAAUGACAAAUUACCUGUCAAAAUUUAUCAAUAACUAUUCGACUAUUACAAGCCCGUUACGUGAGCUUCUCAAAAAAGAUAUAUUAUUUAAAUGGCUUCCUUCUCAUGAAAGUGCAUUUAAUAAGCUUAAGGACGCAUUAACGAAUGCUCCGACACUUAAACUAUUUAAUAGCAAUAAAGAUAUUGUUGUAUCAGUAGAUUGCAGCUCAGAAGGGGUAGGCGCUUGCCUUUUACAAGACAGACAGCCUGUUGCAUACGCUUCAAAGGCACUAACCGAAUGUCAGAAGGGAUAUGCACAGGUUGAACGUGAGAUGUUUGCUAUUGUGUUUGGAUGCAUUAAAUUCCAUAAGUAUAUUUUAGGAAAACAUGUCUUAGUUGAAACCGAUCAUUCUGCCUUAGAAAUUUUAUUUAAAAAACCUCUGUCUUUAGUUCCUGUAAGAUUACAGAGAAUGAUGCUUAAAAUACAAGGAUAUGACAUUACUGUCAAGUACGUGCCCGGAAAACAAAUGUACAUAUCAGACUUUCUCAGUCGCUCAUUUCUAAACGAUAAAAAUGAUGAAACAAAACAACUUGAUGAAGACUUUAAUAAGGAAAUAAUUUGUCAUGUAGAGAUUAUGAUGGAUUUGCUGCCUAUUUCUAGCGAAAAGAGACAGCUCAUUGCGAUGAAAACUACUGAGGAUCCUACACUAUCUUGUUUAAAAAACUAUAUUCAUCAUGGUUGGCCAAUUUCUAAAAAUAAUUUGAAUGACUCAGUAAAACCUUUUUGGAAUUUUCGCAAUGAAUUGUCUGUAGUUGACGAUAUUAUUUUAAGAAAUAAUCUGGUUGUGAUACCAUUGACAUUACAGAAAAUGAUGUUAGAAAUUAUACAUGAGGGUCACUUAGGAUUAAAUACAUGUCUUAGAAGAGCUAAAAAUGUUAUGUUUUGGCCUGGAUUGACAAGUCAAAUUAAAGAACUCUGCAAUAACUGUCAAACAUGUGCCGUGUUUAGAAAAAAUAAUACCAAAGAACCAAUACAUUUUCAUGAGAUACCCAGACAUCCUUGGUUAAAGCUAGGCACGGAUCUUUUCGAAUUUAAUAAGCAAUAUUUUUUGAUAGUUGUGGAUUACUACAGCAAAUUUUUUGAAGUGGUUCGAAUAAAUGACUUGUCUUCCAAAACCAUUAUCAAUCACAUCAAGUCUAUGAUAGCUCGACAUGGGUGUCCAUUAGAGGUUGUAAGUGACAAUGGCCCGCAAUAUUCUUGUAAAGAGUUUAAAGAAUUUGCAGAUGCAUAUGGAUUUAAGCAUAUUACUUCAUCUCCUGACUAUCCAAAGUCUAACGGAUUAGCAGAAUCGUGUGUCAAAAUUGUGAAAUCUUUAUUCAAAAAGUGUAAAGAGGAUAACACAGAUCCUUACAUAGCUUUAUUAAAUUUUAGAAAUAGUCCUAAGGAAAAUAGCCCUUCUCCAGCUAAUCUUCUGUUUAAUAGAAACCUUAAUGAUCGUUGUCCUGUGUCUGCAAAUUAUUUAAAACCUAAAAUAUAUACUAGAAACUAUCACAUAGAUAAAACUUUGCAACAUAAGGUAGGAUACCAUUAUAAUAAAGCAGCUAAAAUACUGAAAGAAUUAGAAGUAGGACAGAGUAUCAUGUUUAAAAAAAGGUUUUCAGAUGACCGCUGGCAAAAAGGCACUAUUGUAAAUAAGGCAAAUUUUCCUCGUUCUUACAUUGUAGAGGACGAACAAGGUCGCCAAUACAGGAGGAACAGGCAAUUUCUGCGUAGCAUAAACGGCUUUGAACAUGCUAAUUCUACUCAAAACGAGUCUGUUAACCCUAACCCUUAUGCUAUAAAUUAUGACAGUGAUGACAGUGAGUCUGAUUCUUUUUAUGAAGCAGAGGAAAGGGAUGCUGAUGAUCAGGAGAUCAUAAAUACAAGCGAUGUAAGCCAAAACAACACUGAAAUCAUUGUUGCUCCGGAAAGAAAUCCUGAUCUGUAUAAAACUAGGUCUGGGCGAAUAGUUAAGCCUCCAUCGAGGCUAAUUGAAUCUUUGUAGUUUGUGUUUGUUAUAAUUUUAUUAAGGAGAGGAA